This is a messenger RNA of Cladophialophora psammophila CBS 110553, 1065 nucleotides long. RefSeq lists its product as uncharacterized. Lineage: Eukaryota; Fungi; Ascomycota; Eurotiomycetes; Chaetothyriales; Herpotrichiellaceae. The record is from RefSeq and is a predicted model, not a curated record. The coding region runs from base 1 to 1065 and encodes 354 amino acids. Gene Ontology annotation, molecular function: nitronate monooxygenase activity. The transcript has a single exon.
AUGCCCUCCAACACACUUCACGACGACUAUCCAUGGACAUCCCCCGAUCUCCCCUUGGUGGUAUCCGCACCUAUGAUGAAAAUCACAAUGGGGCGUCUGGCAGUCUCUGUCUCCGCAAAUGGCGGCAUUGGUUUCCUGGCGGGCGGAUUCGACCUCUCAUCCCUCCUGCAGAAUCUUUCAGAAGCGGCAGAAUACGCGAAAUCCACCAAUGUGCCCCUUCACGACGGGUUACUGCCCAUCGGCGUGGGUGUUCAAAACUGGGGUAGCUCCCUCCCACUGCUGAUCGAGGCCCUCGAGGCACAUCCCGUCGCCGCAGUAUGGUUCUUCGCGCCCAAACACCUCUGCGAUUUCCUCGACUGGGCGAAAUCCAUCCGGCAGCUCACCCACGACCGCACCAAAAUCUGGGUCCAGGUCGGCACGGUGGCCGAGGCGAUGGAAGUCGCCAAGACGACGAAACCAGAUGUCUUGAUUGUGCAGGGUUCCGAUUCGGGUGGCCACGGGCUCGCGCAGAGAGCGAGUCUGCUCACGCUUCUACCCGAAGUGAGAGACGCGUUUGACCAGGAAGGCAUUGAUAUCCCUGUUCUUGCUGCCGGCGGAAUAAUGGACGGAAGAGGGGCUGCCGCGGCGUUGGCCCUAGGGGCAGAUGGUGUAUGUUUGGGGACCAGGUUCCUCGCGUGUCAGGAAGCGGUCAUUGCGAAAGGUUACCAAGACGAAGUGUUGCGGGUCACCGAUGGCGGCACCAGUACCGUCGCAACCACCAUUUACGACGUCGUUAGAGGGAUCCACGGAUGGCCGCAGGCGUACAUUGGCAGGGGCGUGGCGAACCGGACUUAUCUAGACGCAGUCUACGGCGGCAUGGGAGACGCGGAGAACGUGGAGCUCUACAAUGAGGCGAUCAAGAUGGGCGACGCCGGCUGGGGUCCCGAAGGGAGGAUGACCGCUUACGCAGGCACGGGGAUAGGAUUGGCCAGAGAGGUCCUCCCGGCCGGAGAUAUUGUGAAAAGCGUACAGCAAGAGGCGAUCCAGGUUUUGCAGAAGUCAGCUUCGAGAUACGACAAGAGGUGA